AGUUUAGCAAGCACAAGAACUUCAUAUCUUUUUACACAAAAGGCUAUCUAAUUGUGGCAGAUGCUUCCUUUGCACAGGCUGUGCACACCAAUGAGAGCACAAAGGGUUAAGCAGACCUACUCUUGCAACGUGACUUUUAAAGGCAGACUGCCCAUCCAAUGGCAUGCAAAGACUUGUAGAUGUGGAUUUUUAGGCUGUGGAAUUCAGAGAGGUGCCUCACCAUUACUGCAGUGCUCUGGAUCUCCAUCUGACCUCAUCACACAGUCACUUUCUUUGGGGUGUGUGGAUUUGUUUUGCCUUUUUCUUCCUCUCAGGACUGGGACUUGAUCCGGUAUCAGCAGAUGCUGUUUGUUUAACUACCUGGAUACUCGUCACUCAUACUGAACCGCAGAAACUCUACCUGCAGCCAUCAUGUCAGGUCCAGAUUCAGAUGCUCCCCCAAACGGCAGACUGAAUUUAGAAUACCAUGAUGAGGAUACCCAGGCGGCGUUUGACAAGGCAGAAAAGAACAGCGAUGGAAAGAAAGAGAAGAAGCCUCCAAUGGACUCGGCAAUUCAGAAAGAAAGUGACGACUACUCACCUGUCAUUGGGAUCAACGUGAACUUCUUGCCAAAAGUGAAAGGCAAUGGAAAGCAACCAGUCCUUGACCCCUCUCAGAUUUAUGACAGAGACAGAAUCUUUAAUGCUGUAGCUAACGCUGAUACCCAGGAUCUGACUGGACUUCAGGACUAUCUACACAAAACAAUGAAGCGAUUGACAAAUACUGAAUUUAAAGAUCCAGACACAGGGAAGACAUGUCUGCUGAAGGCCAUGUGGAAUCUAAAGGACGGAAUGAAUGACACAAUUCCGAUACUGCUGGAAGCUGCAGAAAAAGGAGGUUAUCAAAAAGAGUUUGUGGAUGCAGCAUAUACAAAUGACUAUUACCGCGGCCAGACUGCUCUGCACAUUGCUAUAGAGAAGAGAAACAUGCAUUUGGUGCAGCUUCUGCUAAAGAGAGGCGCUGACUUACGUUCAAUGGCUGAAGGAGACUUUUUCCAGAAGAAGAAGAAGGGAGUUAGUUUUUAUUUUGGGGAGCUCCCUCUCUCUCUGGCCGCCUGCACAAACCAGCUCAACAUGGUGAAUUACCUUCUGGACAACCCAUACAGAAGGGCUGACCUUGCUGCCAGGGAUAGCCAUGGGAACACCGUCCUGCAUGCUUUGGUCUUUGUGGCUGAUGAUACAGAGGAAAACACUGAAAUUGUUACAAGAAUGUAUGAUGAGAUCUUGAAGAAAUCUGUGAAAAUUGAUCCUAAACUUAAAAUUGAGGAAAUUACCAAUUGGGAGGGUCUAACUCCUCUGAAACUGGCAGCAAAAACAGGUAAAAUUGAGUUGUUCAAACACAUCCUUCGGCGGGAGGUCACUGAGCCAGAGUACAAGCACUUGUCUCGGAAGUUCACGGAAUGGACUUAUGGCCCCGUGCACACGUCACUUUAUGACCUUUCAUCUGUGGACACACAUGAAGCGGAUUCAGUCUUGGAAACCAUUGUUUUCAAAAGCAAUGCCAAUAAUCGGCAUAAGAUGGUGGUAUUGGAGCCCAUCAACACUUUGCUGGAGGAAAAAUGGGAAAAAUUUGCAGGAAAAAUAUUUUAUAUCAAGUUUCUCUUAUACAUUCUUUACAUGAUAAUAUUCACAGUGACUGCGUACCAUAGGCCGCUCCAAGGACAGCCUCCUUUUCCCUUGGAAGGAACAGCUAAAAGUAACCUGCGUGUCACUGGAGAAAUAAUCAUGAUGUUUGGAGCAAUUUAUAUCCUAAUAUGCCAGAUUAUUUACUUCUGGAAGCGGCGACCUUCCCUACAGAUUUUAAUGAUGGACGGUUACUUUGAGAUACUCUUUUUUUUGCAGGCGCUUAUAUUACUGUUCAGUGGUGCCACUUACCUGGGAGGAAGUGAAGUGUACGUACCCCUAAUGGUGUUCUCGUUGGUGAUUGGCUGGGUGAAUAUGCUGUACUAUACCCGCGGCUUUCAGCAGACAGGAAUCUACAGCGUCAUGAUCCAGAAGACCAUCCUGAGAGACAUGCUCCGCUUCCUCUUUGUGUACCUGGUCUUCCUCUUUGGCUUUGCAGCAGCUCUGGUGACCCUGACAGGGGAAGCCCCCCAGGAAGCAGCAAAUGGAACGGAGCCGAGCGAGGCAGGCUCAUCCUAUGGAGGGCUUUAUAUCACAUCUCUGGAACUCUUUAAAUUUACCAUUGGUAUGGGAGACCUGGAAUUCAACGAAAACUUGAAAUUCAAGCAUUUCUUUAUGUUCCUGCUGAUCCUUUAUGUGAUCUUGACCUACAUCCUCCUGCUGAACAUGCUCAUUGCACUGAUGAGCGAAACAGUCAGUAAGAUUUCCAGUGAGAGCAAAAGUAUCUGGAAACUUCAGAGAGCAGCCACAAUUCUGGAUAUUGAGAGGUUUAUUCCUCGGUUCCUUAGAAAGAAGCUGAAAACUGGACAAUGGUUGACUGUGGGAAAAACUACCGAUGGAAAUCCUGAUAAGAGAUGGUGCUUCAGAGUAGAGGAAAUGGCCUGGGGAUCGUGGGAGAAGAACCUCGCCCACAUAAAUGAGGAGCCGGGUGACACAGAGAAGGGGAAGCUCAGCUCAUCUAAGAAAACUCCAGGAUGGAGCCAGUUGGUUGCCAAAGCUCGAGAAAAAUCAAAGGAAGAAGAAGAAAUGCCCCUUAAUACGGUGGCCACCAGCACUCCGGAGGUGUAGAAGCCAGCAAUGACAAUGGCCUGAUCCAAGUAAUAUGGUGUCAAGGAUUCUCUCUUUUUACUGCCUACCCAGAGACUACAGUGUAUAAUGAAACACUGAGUUCCAGUGGUUUAAGGAACAAGGACAUUCCUGUUUAUUUUUCUCUUUACCAAAAUAAAGAUAUGUCUUUAUUCCAUGACAUUUAACUGGAAGCUUUAGUACUGAUAAGGGAAAGAAAUGUAUUAAAAAAAUCUGGAAUGGUAUAUUGUCAAGCUUUGUUUCAGCUCUUCCAAGAGGAGACGCUCAGUUAUUAAAGCCCCAAAUAUAAGUGCAAAAGUGCAAUGAAAAAUCUGCCAUAAGGUGCAGAGCACAACACUGCCCCGUGUAAGGCAACUCUGUACUUAGCAUUUACUAUAGAUGGUCUGAAGGAUUUGUAAAUGCCAGUAUCUAUGAUGGCUACCUGUUUAGUGCUGAGGCCGGCUACAUCUUUAAAGCUGCUGUAAACUUUGUUGCAAAUAUUCUUUUAAGGGUAUUCACAGAUUUGCUUGUCCUGAUCCUUAAGGGGCUAUAAUCCUCAGUCUGGAUGACUUUACUAAGGGGGUUAAUUAUUAAAGUCCAAAUGCCAAAAACUCAAAAAAAAUCUGAUUUUUUUUGUGAUUUAUUAUACCCAAAGAUGGAAAAAGUCUGAA
Messenger RNA from Xenopus laevis (African clawed frog), 3398 nucleotides. It is a transcript of the gene trpv2.L, whose product is annotated as transient receptor potential cation channel, subfamily V, member 2 L homeolog. The transcript is spliced from 17 exons. Lineage: Eukaryota; Metazoa; Chordata; Amphibia; Anura; Pipidae. The record is from RefSeq and is a predicted model, not a curated record. Gene Ontology annotation, cellular component: plasma membrane; membrane. Gene Ontology annotation, biological process: calcium ion import across plasma membrane; monoatomic ion transport; transmembrane transport. Gene Ontology annotation, molecular function: calcium channel activity; monoatomic ion channel activity. The coding region runs from base 412 to 2730 and encodes 772 amino acids.